Molecule: messenger RNA, 1011 nt
Organism: Stegastes partitus (bicolor damselfish)
Lineage: Eukaryota; Metazoa; Chordata; Actinopteri; Pomacentridae
Gene: acmsd
Product: aminocarboxymuconate semialdehyde decarboxylase
Exons: 10
Coding region: 1-1011 (336 amino acids)
Biological process (GO): secondary metabolic process
Cellular component (GO): cytoplasm; cytosol
Molecular function (GO): carboxy-lyase activity; hydrolase activity
Source: RefSeq, a predicted model, not a curated record
AUGAAGGUUGAUAUUCACAAUCAUAUUUUACCAAAGGAGUGGCCCAACUUGAAGCAGAGAUAUGGAUAUGAUGGGUUUGUCCAGCUUCACCAUCACUGCAAGGGUCAAGCAGAAAUGAUGAAGGAUGGGAAGCUGUUCCGGGUGAUACAAGAAAACUGCUGGGAUGCAGAUGCGCGCAUACGGGACAUGGAUCAACAUGGCGUCUCAGUUCAGGCUCUUUCAACUGUUCCUGUAAUGUUCAGUUAUUGGGCCAAACCACAUGACACACUGGAUCUCUGUGUAAUUUUAAAUGAUAAUUUGGCCCAGACUGUGCGUAGCCACCCCAAGAGGUUUGUUGGCCUCGGUACGCUGCCCAUGCAGGCCCCUGACCUGGCUGUGCUGGAGAUGAGGCGCUGUGUGAAGGAGCUAGGCUUCCCCGGGGUGCAGAUUGGGUCACAUAUCAACAACUGGGACCUCAAUGCCUCAGAACUCUAUCCCUUCUAUGCUGCUGCAGAGGAGCUGGGCUGCUCCAUAUUUGUCCACCCGUGGGACAUGCAGACAGAUGGAAGGAUGGCUAAGUAUUGGCUGCCUUGGCUGGUGGGAAUGCCUUCAGAGACAACAAUGGCUAUUUGCUCAAUGAUAUUUGGAGGCAUCUUCGAGAGAUUUCCAAAACUGAAAGUCUGCUUUGCUCAUGGAGGUGGCUCUUUCCCAUUUACCAUUGGCAGAAUUGAACAUGGCCACAAAGUCCGCCCUGACCUGUGUGCAGUAGACAACACAUUUAGUCCACGGAAAUACCUUGGAUCUUUCUACACCGACUCCCUGGUUCAUGAUCCCACCUCCCUAAAGCUGCUUACUGACAUUAUUGGAAAAGACAAAGUGAUGCUGGGAACAGAUUAUCCAUUCCCCCUUGGUGAGCUGCAGCCUGGAUCACUGAUUGAGUCAAUGGAUGAGUUUGAUGACAUAUUAAAGGAUAAAUUGCUUGCUGCAAACGCACUGGAAUUUUUGGGGCUGAAACGAGAGCAGUUUAUGUAA